Molecule: messenger RNA, 1440 nt
Organism: Nerophis lumbriciformis (worm pipefish)
Lineage: Eukaryota; Metazoa; Chordata; Actinopteri; Syngnathiformes; Syngnathidae
Source: RefSeq, a predicted model, not a curated record
AUGGCCGGAGUGAAUGGAGACCGUAAAGGGAAAAAAGAUGACAAUGGCAUUGGCACAGCCAUCGACUUCAUGCUUUCCAACUCUAAGCUUGUUUUGGGAGUUGGUGGAGCAGCCAUGCUUGGCAUUGCAACGCUUGCCAUCAAAAGAAUGUACAAUCGUGCAAUAAGUGCUCCAACCAGCCCCACCAAGUCAGAGCAGAAAGGGAAACAAAGCUGGGAGGAACCUGCCUGGGUGGGUUCAUCACCUCGGGUCCUAAACCACAACAUGAAGGCCACUAUUAGCAGGUCUCUUCAAUCCCUUCCCACUGCCUCAAAUUCCUUCGAACCAGACUAUCUGCGGAGGGCUGUGGGUCGAGCUGCUGUGAAAGGAAGCGGCGCAACUCAGUCCGACCUGCUCCGCGCUCGGAUGCGCCUCUCCCUGCAGGAGCGUCUGUGGGAUUUCUACCAGAAUGACGUGGACAUUCCCGCUGAGGAGCAGGCUGCGGCCAGGAGAGCUGCGUUGGACAUCUGUGCUGAAUUGCGAGUGUUUCUCCAUGCCAAACUUCCGGACAUGCCGCUCCGAGAGAUGUACCUAAGCGGUAGCCUCUACGAUGACUUGCAGGUGGUGACGGCAGACCACGCCCAACUCAUGGUGCCCCUAAUUCUGGAGAAGAACCUGUGGUCGUCCAUUCCAGGCGAGGAAACAAUCAUGAAUGUUCCAGGUUUCUGGCUUGUUCGCAGAGAGAAUUUAGAAUAUUUCCCACGGAACAGCAGCUACUGGGACCGAUGCAUGGUGGGAGGUUACCUCUCUCCUAAAUCGGUCCUGGAGGUGUUUGAUAAGCUUGUGGGUACCAUCAACUGGCCUGCUAUUGGCAGCGUCCUGGACUAUGUUAUUCGUCCCGUGGUCCCCUCAGAAACACUGACCCUGGAGGUACAAUACGAGACGGACCGAAAGCUAUACGUGGACUUACUGCCAUUACUUGUAAUGGAGGACGGGACUUCUCUUAUAGCCAAACCGCAUCGGCUUGCGGCUGAGCGCCAUGAAAACUUGUGGAGGGAGAGCUUCCGAGUGGCUGAGACUGCGCGGCUAAGAGCUUUGGAUCAAGAAGAUGGCGGCUACCGAUGUGCUUGCCUCAAAGUGGCUAAGGCUGUGUGCAAGCUUAACCCUGCCCUCAACCGGCUUAAUGCCAGCCAGCUCACCAAUGCAAUCUUGCUGCUAAGUGAAAAACAAGGUGACUGGACCCAUGAAGUACUGGCUGAUAACUUUCUACAGCUGCUUAAGGAACUCGUGGGUUUCCUAGAGGCGGGGCGACUGCCCUGUGCUCUGAGCCCCAAAGUUAACUUGUUCUGUGAACUGACCGAGCAGGAAGUGGACGAGCUAGGUUAUACUCUCUAUAGUGCGCUUUCAGAGCCCGAAUCACUUUUGGUGACCGCAGCGACACGUCUUCCGCAUCCAUCCUAA